This is a messenger RNA of Cajanus cajan (pigeon pea), 1386 nucleotides long. Lineage: Eukaryota; Viridiplantae; Streptophyta; Magnoliopsida; Fabales; Fabaceae. The record is from RefSeq and is a predicted model, not a curated record.
UGUAGUGCACAUAUACUAAACCUCAUUGUUCAAGAGGGUUUGGGGGUGGCUAGUGGUGCUUUGAAAAAAAUUAGAGAGAGUAUAAAAUAUGUAAGAGGAUCGGAAGCUAGAAAGAUUGCUUUUAAAGAAUGUGUGCUUCAAGUGAGGGGUAUUGAUACUAAGGUGGGUUUGAGAAUGGAUGUGCCCACUAGAUGGAAUUCCACUUAUGUUAUGCUUGAUAGUGCAAUUAAAUACAAACGUGCAUUUGGUUGUUUGGCUAUUCGAGAUAGGAAUUAUGUUCAUUGCCCAUCAGAUGAUGAGUGGAAUAGGGCUGCAAGAAUGUGCGAGUUCUUGAAGCCUUUUUUUGUCAUGACAAAUUUGAUAUCAGGCUCCACUUAUCCAACAUCUAAUCGGUACUUUAUGCAAGUUUGGAAAAUUGAAAAAUUGUUGCGUGAAUUUGUUAUGUGUGAAGAUCUAGUGAUUAAAGAGAUGGCUUCAAAAAUGAUGACUAAGUUUUCAAAGUAUUGGCAUGAUUAUUGUGAGAUUCUUGCCAUUGGUGCUAUUCUUGACCCACGAAUGAAGUUUGGAGCUAUUCAGUUUGCUUAUAGAAAAAUUGAGCCUUCAACUUCUGAAGAGAAAAUUAGUGCUUUAAGAAAGAAAAUUUAUGAACUGUUUGAAGAGUAUGAAAAAGUAAAAUCAAAUGAGUCAAAUGCUUCAACUUCUAAUGUGUCUCUUCUUCCACCACAACCAAUUUCAUAUACAGAUGAUGAGCAAGUACUUGAUACCUUUGAUGAAUAUGUUGAUUAUUUGAGCCAAAAUGCUACUGCUAAUGGAAAAUCUGAAUUGGAUCUAUAUUUGGAGGAAGGAAAUCUUGAUCCAAAGUUUCAUGAAAAGUUAGAUGUGUUAGCUUAUUGGAGGGAUCGUCAUGAUCGUUAUCCAAACCUCUCUCGGAUGGCUUGUGAUGUGCUGAGUAUUCCAAUCACUACAGUUGCUAGUGAAUCUGCUUUUAGUCUUGGGUCUCGAGUGCUAACUAAGUAUCGCUCUACCAUUCUUCCUGAAAAUGUAGAGUUACUUAUUCUAACUCAAAAUUGGUUACAUGGUUUUGAAGAAUUAGAUGGAGAUAAAAUGGAUGUGCAAAGAGAAGAAAUUGUUAUUGACAUUUCCAUGCAAGAUUCUAAUUAAGUUUAUUUUGCAAGACUUUCGUAUGAUAAAAAAUUGAAGCUUUUUAUUUUGAAGUUUGGAGUUUGAUUAUGGUUUGUAGUUAAUUUUGUAUGAUGAGACAUUGAAACUUUUUAUUUUGGAGUUGAACUUUGAUUAUGGUUUGUAGUUAAUUUUAUAUGAUGGAACAUUGAUAUUUUUUAUUUGGACUUUUAGCAUGGUUUGUAUUUAAUUUUAUAUGAUGAGUUA